AUGAGUGAGUUCAAAAGGUUAAAAACAUCGGAAGAGAUACUGGAGUUUUUAGAUAAUGUAGACGUGAGUGAUGAUGAACCCACUGAUAUUAUUAUAAUUCCCCCAGAUGUUGAUUGUCUCACUGAUGAGGAAAAUGUAGACGAUAAUGCAAUUGUAAUAAAUGACGAUACAAAUGUACUCAGUAGUGACAUAUGUGCAAAUCCCGUGUAUUCAUCAUUUCCCGAAAACGCCGAAAAAGAAAAUAUAAAAAACCUAAUUGAGACUUAUGAAGGAAUUGAUCCACUCAAAUGUUUUUCUUUAUUUUUCGACGACACAGUCUUGCAAUUAAUUAUUGAUUUCAGUAUGAAAUACGCGAAAGAUCAAAAUAGACACGAUUUUUUUAUUGAAAAGUCUGAACUUUUAAAAUUCCUAGGGAUUAUGAUACUAACAGGAUACCAUACUUUACCCCAAAUGGACUGCUACUGGAGUAAAGAUGAAGAUAAAGAAGUAACUUUAGUAAGAAAUACAAUGUCGAGAAAUAAAUUUCGUUCCAUAAAAAAAAAUUUGCAUUUAGCUGAUAAUCAUAAUCUCAACCCCUUAGAUAAAUUUUCAAAAUUGCGUCCUUUUUUCGAUUUAUUGAAUCAAAAGUUUGUUCAGUUUGGUAUUUUUGCUCAUAAUUUGUCAAUAGACGAAGAAAUGGUACCAUACUUUGGUCGGCAUUCAUGUAAAAUGUUUAUUAGAGGAAAACCAGUUCGUUUUGGCUUCAAGUUAUGGUGUUUAGCUUCUGAAAAUGGUUACUUAUUUCAGUUUUCACCUUAUGGUGGUGCUAGUACCAAACGAAUAGAAGGUUUGCCAUUAGGCUCAGAAGUUGUAUUCAAUCUUUUGGAGUCUGUUGAAAAUCCAAACUUGCAUAAAGUAUUUUUCGAUAACUUUUUUACUAGUUAUUCUCUAAUGGCUAUGCUAAGAGAAAAAGGAUUCUUUGCGACAGGCACUGUGAGAGAAAAUCGCAUUGGUAAUUGUAAAUUAAAAUCUGUCAAACUGUUGGGAAAAGAAUGUAAAGGAACAUUUGACUUUGCUUUUGAAAAAAAAAAUGAAAUUUGCGCAGUUCGAUGGAAUGACAAUUCAGUUGUGACGGUCUUGACUAACGUUGGUGCAAUUAAUCCAUUAGUAAUCGCAAAACGUUAUAAUAGAAAAGAAAAAAAAACUGUCAAUGUCCAGCAACCUAACGUGAUUCAGGAUUACAAUAAAAACAUGGGUGGCGUUGAUCUGCAUGAUAAUGGUAUAGCAAAUUACAGGAUUAGAGUCAAAGGGAAAAAAUGGUGGUGGCCACUUUUUAGCAACGCAGUAGACAGUGCAGUGGUCAAUUCAUGGAAGUUUUAUAAUUUGGUAAAUGGUGAAAAAUGUUCACAAUUUGACUACAGAUCAAAACUUGUUUUGAGUUUGUUAAAAUCAUCAUCUAAAAAAUCAAAUGAAGAAACUAUCAAUGAGUCUGCAGUAUCCAUUACCAACACAAAUUUGGGUCGGCCUUCGAAAAAUGCUCUACCUACAGCUAUAAGAAAGGACGAUAUUGGUCAUCUCAUUAUUCGAAAAAAUGAAAGAAGAAGAUGUCAACUAUCUGAUAAACAGUUUAUUAAAAAAUUCCGCCUAAGUAAAGGGUUGGCUGGUGAACUCAUUGAAGUUUUAACGCCUUAUAUGUCUGAACCAACAAGAAAAUCGUCAAUUUCAAUAGAAAGAAAGGUUUUGACAGCAUUGCGAUUUUUUGCAAGUGGAUCUUAUCAACUUGAUAUAGGAGAUAACAGGUCUUCAGGCUUAAGCCAAGCUUCUGUGAGUCGAUGCAUAGCUGAGGUCACUGAUGCAAUGAAUAUAUCUGAUGUUGUCAAGCGUUAUAUCCAUUUUCCAGAUAGUUUUGAAAAACUUAAUACUAUCAGGAGAGGGUGA
Myzus persicae (green peach aphid) is the source of this 1917-nucleotide messenger RNA. RefSeq names its product piggyBac transposable element-derived protein 3-like. Lineage: Eukaryota; Metazoa; Arthropoda; Insecta; Hemiptera; Aphididae. The record is from RefSeq and is a predicted model, not a curated record. The coding region runs from base 1 to 1917 and encodes 638 amino acids. The transcript has 4 exons. Gene Ontology annotation, molecular function: sequence-specific DNA binding.